AUGGCACCUCCAAAGAACACUGGAAAGACGUCAGGCUCAGCAGCCUCGGGCGCUGCAUCGGCUAGCAACGCGAACGCCAACGCCAACGCACCACAAGAGUUGUCAAAGAAGGACAAGAGCGCGUUGCAGAACGUGUCCAAGCUGUACGAAGAGCAGAAGUUCAAGAAGGCCCUCAAGGCCGCCGACGAAUUCCUCCGUCAGCACCCGACAAACACCGACUGUCUGUGCUACAAGACGUUGAUCUACUACAGUCUCGACAGAAAGCAGGAUGCACACGAUCUCGCCAAGUCAGUGCUGCGCACCAACCUGUCCAGCUUCACCGCGUGGCACACCCUCGGCUUCCUGCAUCGCAACGACAAGAACUACACCGAGGCUCUCAAAUGUUUCCGCAAUGCUCACAAGAACAACAAAGAGUCCUCAAUCAUCCUCAAGGAUCUCUCCAACAUCCAGAUCCAUCUCCGUGAUCUCACUGGACUCAAGGACUCUUAUAUCUCGAUGCUCCACUUGCAGCCAACGACCAAGUCACAUUGGAUUGGAUUGAUCACUACCUAUCACAUCUUGGGCAACCUCCAAUUGGCAUUGAACAUUUUCGAUGACUUCAUGGAGAUUCUCGAUCAUAAGGAGAUCGAGGGCAUCAAAUACUCUGAGUUGAUCCUCUACAAGGUUCAACUUCUUGAGGAGAUGGGACAGUUUGACAAGGCCCUGGAUCUCAUCAGGAAGGAGGAGAAGAAGUUGUUGGGCAAGCAAGAUGUCAAGCAGAAGAUUGGAGAGUUGUUGAUCAAGAAGGGUACACGUGGCGAAGCUGAGAAGAUAUUCAAGGACCUCCUAAAGACCAACACCGAGAACCUCACUUAUCAUCAGAGGCUUUGGGAGACCAAGGGUGUUUUGUCACUUGACAACUUGAACCAGGAUCAGGUUAAUCAGUUGACAAACAUGUACGUGGAGUUGGCAAAGGUGUAUCCAAAGAGUAUGAUGAUCCAGAAGAUUCCAUUGAGAUUCUUGGCAGGCGAGGAGUUCAGGACUCAUUUGGCAAUGUUCUCAAAGAACUUCUUGACAAAGGGAAUCCCAUCAUUGUUCAACAACUUGAAGACAAUCUAUGGCAACAAGGACAAGGUUGCAAUCAUUGAGCAGUUGUUCCUCAGCCACAUCGAGUCUCUCAACACCAAUGGCACGCUGAAUGGCUUCACCGAGCAGGAGCCACCAACCACCGCCAUGUGGUGCAUGUACUUCCUCGCACAGCACUAUGACCGUCUGCGCGAUGCCACCCAAGCGUUCACCUACGCCGACAUGGCCAUCACCCACACGCCCACAACGAUCGAUGCCUACAUCAUCAAGGCCAAGAUCCAGAAGCAUCUGGGCGAUCUCAAGUCGGCCGCCGCCACCUACGAGUACGCGCGCAGCCUCGAUCUGGCCGACAGAUAUCUCAACACAAAGAGCGCGAUGUACGCCACCAAGAACGAUGAUGUCGCCGGCUCCGAAGCCAUCAUCUCCUACAUGAUUGAGAAGUCCGAGAGCUUCCUCAACGUCAUCACAGACUUCCAGAGCACCAGAUACGAGAUCUCUGCUGGCAAGAGUUGGAUGCGUCAAGGAGAGUAUGCCAAAGCACUCAAGAUGCUUCACUUGGUCGACAAGCACUUUAGCGAGUUCAUUGAGGAUCAAUUCGACUUCCAAAACCAUAUGCAGAGACGUCUGACACUUCGAUCAUACAUUCAAUUCCUUCGUUGGGAGGAUAACGUCUUUGACAAUCAGCCAUAUCACGAUGCUGCUGUGUUGAUCAUUAAAAUAUACUUGAUAUUGUUGAAGAAUCCUUGGGUUCCACAUCCAGAGACUGAGGAGGAGAAGAAGGCAGCGACAGAGAAGAAGCCAAAGCCUGUGACAGAUUCGGAAGGAAAUCCAAAGCCAGUUGAUGAUGAUCCCAAGGGCGACAAAUUGGCAACUGUACCGGAUGUAUUGGUGCCAGCCAUCAAGUUCCUCAACAACCUCUUGAAGUUUACACCCAACUCGAUCCAGGCCCACGAGUUGGCCUGCCAAGUAUACCUCGAGAAGAGAAAGUACUUGCUUGUAUUACAAUCAUUGCUCAAGCUGAGAAGCAUGUGCCCUGACAACGCAGAGUACCACAGACAUUUGUGCGCAUUCUUUGUUAGGGUCGAGCAGGACAAGGAUGUCAAGGCACCAGUACGCGAGAUCAUUGACAACCACCGUGCAGAGCUGUUGGGCGCCAACACCACCCUGCAGCAGUACAACGACAACUAUGCCAACAAUCACAAGCAGUCCGUCGCCCACAAGUUUGUGGCUGGCGAGGCAUUGUUGGCCAUCGCCCCAGCGGCCAAGGAGCAGGCCGUCGCCCUGAUGCUCGACGUGGACGGCACCACCGCCUCAUGGGAGAACUGCUACGAGAACAUGACUCGCAUCCAGUCAUUGUUCGGUCAGGAGAUCACUCAGCAGUACAAACAAAAGUGUCAUGCCAGAUUCCCAAUGUGCAAGCAUUUCCAGGAGGUCGUUGUGGAGGCCAUCGCCGCUCCAACCACAAACGGUAGUGGCGACGUCGAUGCAUUGUGCAAAGCCACCAACGAAGUGAACAUCGACAGUGGAAACAAGCAAUAA
Acytostelium subglobosum LB1 is the source of this 2604-nucleotide messenger RNA. RefSeq lists its product as hypothetical. Bases 1 to 2604 code for a protein of 867 amino acids. Gene Ontology annotation, molecular function: protein binding; protein-N-terminal amino-acid acetyltransferase activity. The transcript is spliced from 7 exons. Gene Ontology annotation, biological process: N-terminal peptidyl-methionine acetylation. The record is from RefSeq and is a predicted model, not a curated record. Gene Ontology annotation, cellular component: cytoplasm. NCBI's taxonomy places the organism in Eukaryota, Evosea, Eumycetozoa, Acytosteliales, Acytosteliaceae.